Molecule: messenger RNA, 1297 nt
Organism: Soboliphyme baturini
Lineage: Eukaryota; Metazoa; Nematoda; Enoplea; Dioctophymatida; Soboliphymatidae
Source: the annotation of a GenBank genome assembly
AUGUCGUCAGACGUUGUGUGGUAAGCGAUGCGACGCGUGUUCUAUUUUCCAGCUGUCUUAGGUGAACUCAACUGGAAUAUAUGUCCCGGGAAAGAUCGAAUUGUACCUCAAACGCGCCGUCUUCUCCGUGAGAUUUCCAAACGAACUGAAGCUUCCAAUUCUUGUCGAAUCUCGGAAACCGGACAUUAGCAUUCGCCUGCCGAUUGAAAACCAAGAGUUCCUGCUGGCCGGUGUCGUGCAAACAAUCAGCAUCAUCGUGCAGUUGAACGACGCUUUGACGGAAACGUGUCGCGAGAUGGCCAUAUUCGUUGAGUCACUGGACGCUGCGUUGAUGCUCCUCGUAACAGAAGGUAUGGUACCGUCAGACGAGUGUUUCGUUCAUGCUAUUCAGGAUGAGGAGGAGAAAACUGGCGACGGUAGCCGAAACGUUCGAAAUCUGCGACGCACACUGACCAAAGACGGCCCACAUGCGGCCUGCUGCAGUCUGUCCGUGUUCUGCCUACUGACCGAUCAAGGCGGCAAGGAGGCGACGCAGAUUCGCAUCACUUUCGAUGACGUUGCGUCGAAGUUCGUCGUUCCUGUGAAACCGGCGUUUUCGUGGGUGGCAAAGCGAGCGAUCAUCGGUUGCCAGUACCGUCUGCUGAUGGUAACGAUCACGAACGUUUGUUGCUACGAAAUUAACAUAGACACGGUCAGCCUGAAGGCUGUUUUGCCCGAGUCUGCAGAGACGUCUCCCAUGUUGCUCAACAAGGUCCUGAAGCCUUUACAACACAACUGUCCGCAGGUACUGCUGUGGAAGACGUUCGGCUGCUCUGGAACCACUUACGUCCUAACCUUCAACUACUGGCUGUCGACUGGUAACGAAGUGUACAGUUACGAGUCAAAAGUGGUCACCGAUGUUCAUGCGACGAUCGAAGCGUGUUGUCAAGUGACGUCACAGUCGAUUGUUUGCCGAGUGAACAGCCCUUGCGAUUUCGUUGUCUCAUUAAAAACCGAGGAACUAUUGCUACGCUCAGCCGAGCUACGCGUUGAACUUGUGGCGGACGAGGACCACUGGACCUGUCUCGAAAACCCGCCGAAACUGACUGUUCGUCUGAAGGAGAACGGCCUCGGACAGGCGACGUUCCGGAUGAUGCCCAUUCGUUCCGGCUACCUGGUCAUUCCGUCCGUCAAUGUAUCAUUGGUUGAUCGCAGCGCCGCCCUCGGCACUUGUCAAGUGUACGUACGAUCCGUCGCCAAACAGGUUCACGUGUUGGCUCCGCUGAUGAAGGGCGUCGAUGUCAAAAGGAGGACGUAG